AUGAGCGACGCCGAGCGACGUCGCAUGGCGGGGCUGGGCGGUGCCGCGGCGAGCAUCGGCGGGUUACCGCCGUCGCGAAGGCAUCGCACGGUGGCGGCGUUCGUGGCGAUGUCGCUCGUUCUCGCGGCUUACGUCAUGGGCGUCGCGCCGUCCCUGCCUCGGCUUGGCCGAGCCAUCCUCAGAAAGAGCCGCGCAUCCCGCCCGUCCGACCCCAUCACGCGGUGGACGCGGCGUCUGGCAGAAGGAGCGGCGCUGGCGGCGGUGCGCGAGGGCAUCCGCCCGCUGGCCUUCCGCCCCGGCCCCGCGCUACUGCGCCCGCGCCGGCGGAGAGAGCAGGCGGAGGGGGAAGACGGGGGCGCCGGGGGCGGAGUGGGGGGAGGGAGGGGGAGAGGGGGGUACCGGGCACCGCGUGGGGUGGAAGAGGCGGAUGAGUGUGGGGUGCCGAGGAGGGUGGGGCGGUGUGGGUUGCGGAAGGGGGAGAGGGUGCAUGUAGCUGUGGUCAGCCAAGGGGAGGCGAGGAAUGCGCUUGUGCUGACUCAGCUGCGGCUGCUCAUUGCAUCCAUCGCAGCACACACUAGGUGUCCGCUCACCUUCCACCUCGUCAUCCCACCAACCGACCUCAACGCCACUCUCGCCACGCUGCACGCCUUCCCUGCUGUGCGCAUCCACCCGCUGCCCAGCCCUUUCAUCUCCGUCGCCUCUCCCCUCGCCACCACCGCCAAUGGCAGCGCCACUGGAGAGCCUUCGGCUGCUGGUUCGCUGCAGUUUGAUGCUGUCGGUGCGUCGUCCGGGUAUCAAGAGUCCAAAUCGGAUCUUCGGAAACUCUCUGCCGUGCCUUUCUUGCUUGCCAUUCAUGCUCUUCCCAUGCGCUGGCUCAAGGCCCAAGCCAGGCUCCUAGGCACGCAUCCGAACCUGUCCCCCGACGGGCCUGCUGCUUUGGGUCGGUUUCUCCUGGCAGAUAUCCUUUGGCAGGUUGAGGCUGCGAUUGUGAUGCAACCAGACGUGAUAGUAGGGGGCGACGUGCAGGAACUCUGGAAAAUGAUCGAGCGGAGCAAGGGAACGAGCGAUCUUCUGUCUUUAAUUGUUCCCCUGGAAGAGUUUCAGCUGGUGGGCAGUGGGGAGGAAGGAGAGCAGCAGCAGCAGGGAGGGCUGUUGGGGAUCGGAGGUUGGUUCAGCAGAACCAGGGCUCGAAUAUCGCUUGAUACGAUGCGAGUGGGGAAUGGCGUGCUGCUGAUGAAUCUGGAGAGGCUCAGAUUGCACGGGACAGGCAAGCUUCUCUCCCGUGCACUACAACACCGGCCGCUCACACUCGAACCUCUUUUCGAUCACAACCGUCUUGAAUCCUCUCUUUUCCUCAUAGUCUGCCGCAAGUUCCCGCGAACAUGUGCUCCUUUAUCCCCGCUUUGGGCUAUGGAUGGUUGCUCUCCUGGCGCUCCUUUCUCUGGAUUCUCUUCUCACAGUCGAGAUGCUGCUACAGGAAUGUGCUGGAUGCUUGCGCACAUGCAUUGCCAAGCACCUGUACGUGCAGAGAAUGUGAUUGAAGUGAAAGGGAAGGGACAAGGAGGGGAAUUGGACGGUGUUUAUGGGGCAUUGAAAGGAGAGGGGAGGGAGCAGGAGAGGGAGGAUGCUGUAGGUGUUUAUAGGUUGCCAGAAGGGGCUGGAUGGGAAGAGGCUGUCCAGUUUGCAAUGAAUUAUUUUGCUGCAAGUGGUGGGGAUGGGAGGGCUGGAUAA
Messenger RNA from Closterium sp. NIES-65, 1731 nucleotides. Lineage: Eukaryota; Viridiplantae; Streptophyta; Zygnematophyceae; Desmidiales; Closteriaceae. The record is from the annotation of a GenBank genome assembly.